This is a messenger RNA of Eriocheir sinensis (Chinese mitten crab), 1545 nucleotides long. Its product is annotated as actin-3, muscle-specific-like. The record is from RefSeq and is a predicted model, not a curated record. The coding region runs from base 350 to 1480 and encodes 376 amino acids. The transcript is spliced from 2 exons. NCBI's taxonomy places the organism in Eukaryota, Metazoa, Arthropoda, Malacostraca, Decapoda, Varunidae.
CGCCCAGUCGCCAGCUCUGCGCCUCAGGAAAAACACCUAUAUCGGUUGUAACGAAAAGUAUAGCAUCACUGGGAAAAUAUACCUUCUGCAUUAACGUAUGAAUACGUUAAGACUCUGUUGUGGUAAGAUAACAUGGGAGAACGCCUGGGAACCUAACACACACCUCAAAGUAUAACUACCCAUAUGUGACUAUAAAAAUAGUCUGGUUUUAAGCACAAACACAAAUACAGUUGCUAACUCCGGCGAGGGGUGGGCGGCGGGGUAUAAAGGGGAGCGCUGCUCACCCCCCACUCACUCGCCAACUUGGAGGAGGACGAUUUUCUUCAUUUUUAGAGUAGAAAGAGCAACGAUGUGCGACGAAGAUUUAGCAGCCUUGGUUGUGGAUAAUGGAUCAGGCGUCGUCAAGGCUGGCUUCGCCGGUGACGACGCUCCCCGAGCUGUCUUCCCCUCCAUCGUCGGCCGCCCUAGACACCAGGGUGUGAUGGUCGGCAUGGGUCAGAAGGACGCAUACGUCGGCGACGAAGCUCAGGCCAAGCGAGGUAUCCUGACUUUAAAAUAUCCUGUUGAACACGGCAUCAUCACCAACUGGGACGACAUGGAGAAGAUUUGGCACCACACCUUUUACAACGAGCUCCGCGUCGCCCCUGAGGAGUCUCCCGUUCUUCUCACAGAGGCCCCCCUCAACCCCAAGGUCAACCGAGAAAAUAUGACAAGAAUUAUGUUCGAGACAUUUAAUGUCCCGGCCUCGUACAUCGCUAUUCAAGCGAUCUUGUCCCUUUACGCUUCUGGGCGUACUACUGGUAUCGUCCUGGAUUCUGGUGACGGAGUCACUCACACCUGUCCAAUAUUUGAAGGUUACGUACUCCCACACGCAAUGUACCGCCUUGACAUGGCUGGCCGCGACCUUACCAGCUACCUAAGCAAAAUCUUAACAGAGCGUGGCUACUCCUUCUCCACGACCGCUGAAGGGGAGAUCGUCCGUGACAUUAAAGAGAAACUAUGUUAUGUUGCUCUUGACUUUGAAAAUGAAAUGGAAAUUUCUAAAACAUCUCUGACUUUGGAGAAGGCUUAUGAGCUCCCUGACGGGCAGAUAAUAACUAUUGGCAACGAAAGAUUCCGCUGCCCUGAGGCAGCAUUCCAACCCGCCUUCCUGGGCAUGGAAUGUGUCGGUUUACAUGAACUGGUUCACCAGUCCAUUAUGCGAUGCGACAUAGACAUCCGAAAAGACCUCUUUGCCAACAUUGUCAUGUCUGGUGGGACCAGCAUGUAUCCUGGAAUACCCGAUCGAAUGCAAAAGGAAAUUACAUUCCUUGCUCCCUCAACUAUAAAUGUUAAAAUUGUUGCUCCUCCAGAAAGAAAGUAUUCCGUCUGGAUAGGAGGCUCCAUUCUCAGCUCCCUGUCUACCUUCCAGCACUUCUGGAUAACCAAGUCAGAGUAUGAAGAAUUCGGGCCUGGAAUUAUCCACCGAAAAUGUUAUUAAUUAGUAUUAUCAAUAUAACUAUAUUAUAUUAUUAUUUUUAUUAAAUGAGUAUAUUUUUGUGGGAA